AUGUUGGCGGCGUCAAUCUCAUUUCGUCUCGUGCCACCGGAUCCUCUCCUCGACCUUGAGAAGCGUCCAAGAAUGGACGGGGGAGUCGGGGUCGGGAAGCGAGGCGGCGAGGCCUACCGCACGCGCCCCCGUCCGAGUCGUGCGUUGAGCGAGGAGAGGUGGGUGGAACGGGGAGAGGUGAUGACUUCCGAGUGGCAGUCGUGCCGGCCACUGACCAUUGUCGACGUACGCUUCGAGUUGUUUGCUUGCUGGUCGCUGAGCGUCGUCGGGGUGGCUGGCUCGUUUGCUGCUUCGGCUGGUGACUGA
Drechmeria coniospora is the source of this 306-nucleotide messenger RNA. RefSeq lists its product as uncharacterized. NCBI's taxonomy places the organism in Eukaryota, Fungi, Ascomycota, Sordariomycetes, Hypocreales, Ophiocordycipitaceae. The record is from RefSeq and is a predicted model, not a curated record. The coding region runs from base 1 to 306 and encodes 101 amino acids. The transcript has a single exon.